This is a messenger RNA of Alligator sinensis (Chinese alligator), 1036 nucleotides long. Its product is annotated as transmembrane protein 176A-like. Lineage: Eukaryota; Metazoa; Chordata; Crocodylia; Alligatoridae. Gene Ontology annotation, cellular component: membrane. The transcript has 6 exons. Bases 108 to 890 code for a protein of 260 amino acids. The record is from RefSeq and is a predicted model, not a curated record.
CGCCGGGCUCGUUCCUCCGUGCGCAGCGCCGAGCACCCAGGCUGCUCCAGCUCCGGGGCGACCCAGGGGUGCGGGACCCCAGCGCGGGGCCAGGGCCGGGCAGCACCAUGCCACCCCGCCCGGUGAAGGUGACGGUGGGCGACACGGCGGGGUCUGACGAGGCCACGGCCGGCACCGUCGUCCACAUCCACGUGCAGGAGGCGUCGUCGCUGGCCUACCUGGUGCAUGGCCUGGGUGCCGCGAGGCUGGCUGGGCACAAGUCCUGCACCCCAGUGCGCCGGGCCGUGGGCUGCUGCGCCCAGGAGCUGCGAGUGCUGGGGGCGGCACAGAUCCUGCUGGGGCUGGUGUGUGCGGCGCUGGGCCUGACGCUCUGCUUCGCGGUGGACACGGAGGAGUACUGGAAGGCGUCUCCCUUCUGGACGGCAGCUAUGUUCGUGGUAUCGGGCACGUUCUCCAUUCUCUGCCGAAAGUAUGAAGCUGGCUGCUGGGUGCUGCUCACUGCGUUCCUGGCCCUGGCCAGCAUGGUGGUGGCGGUCGUGGCCAUGGUGAUCAGUGUGCAGGGCAUCCAGCGCCAUUGGUGGUAUUCCUCCAUGUACAUGUGCGACCCCAAGGUGACAUCAGCCCCGGGAGAGGUGACCUGGAGGCAGGAGGAGUGCUAUCGAUACCUGGCCUCUCUCCUGAACCUGCUCCUGGGCGUCCGGGUGCUGCUGGUGGUGACCACGGCCGGUGCCCUCGUCAUUGCCGCCUGCUGCCUCGUCUGCCCCUGCCAGGCCUUGUGCUGCCGGGCGCAGGACCGGGAGGAGACAGCGGUGGGUACAGAGCCACUGGUGAUCUCCGUGCCCGCGGCCCAGGCCCAGCCAGGUGAAGAAAUGCAUGUGGACAGUGCCUGAGCCGGGCACGACCCCAGGGCUGCAUCAUUACCAGGCCCACUCUGCCCCCUGCCCUAGCUGCAGCCGUGCCCAACACCGUGCCAUACUGUGCCGUGUCUACAGGCAAUAAAGCAUCUCCACAUCUGCAUGGGGUCUGGUGUUUGCUG